This is a messenger RNA of Paramuricea clavata, 474 nucleotides long. The record is from the annotation of a GenBank genome assembly. Lineage: Eukaryota; Metazoa; Cnidaria; Anthozoa; Malacalcyonacea; Plexauridae.
AUGAUGAUGUACGAAUGUGAAAAUUUUGAUUGUGCUCUUAAGCGACUUUGUGCUGAUCUAAGAAAAAUUGAAUAUCGUUCACAUUGUAUAGAUUGGUAUUAUGGUGAUCAUUUGUAUACGGAUAUUCGCUUUGUAGCAGUUAUUGAAAAAGAAGAAGAAAAUGAGUCUUCAUAUUGGUAUAGUGCUAAACAUGAAUUUGGGGUUAUGAAUAUGAAUAGUUCAAUACAAUUUAAAUAUUUUUAUCAGUUGCGAUAUGCGAACGGUUAUUUUAUGUUAUUUAAAACCAAUUCGUAUGAGAAACCAUUCUCGUUGGGAAGACAUUUUCGUAUUGAAGAGCUUUUAAGAGAUGAUGAUGGGGAUUGUUCGCUUAUUGAAAUGGUUCGGAAGAUUGCAGCUGAAACAAAUGUACUUUUGUCACCGAAAUUUGUUUAUAUGACACGUAUGGCAAGACGUAUUAUUAACUUACCGGUGUGA